AUGACAGGACUGCGAUUAAUCCCUCAGGCAGUAGGGGCUGCUGCUGGAUCCUUGGGCUUGGGUAUCCUUAUGCGCGUGACCGGCCGUUAUCUUUACUUCAUUUAUGCGUCCACUUUCUUGCUUGUUCUGGCUUCCUCACUAAUUAGCACGUACACCCUCACGACCCCUUCUUGGCAUCAGUUUCUUUAUUUCUUCAUUUUUGGUCUGGGCUAUAGCGGCAUGCUCACCGUGACACUUGUGGCAUUGAUUUCUGCGGUCGACCAUAAACACCAAGCCGUUGUAGCAUCAGCUUCGAUCGCAUUCCGGAGCUCGGGGAGCUCGAUAGGUAUCACAGCUGCUUCAUCUGUUUUCCAGAAUCUGCUCAAAAGCGGGUUAUGGUCUCGGUUUGGAGACAGGGAGGAUGCGAUUGAGAUAAUCCAGAAGAUCCGUAAUAGCCUCGAUUACACCAAUAAGGUACCAGCGGACUGGGCGUCCUGGGGGGCUUUGUUUGUUUCCAAGUUGAGUCUGGAAAUACUGGGUUUGGUGUCAAGUCUUUUCAUGAAGGAGCAUAAACUCCCCAUGAACCUUGCGAGGAAAUGA
This is a messenger RNA of Paracoccidioides lutzii Pb01, 579 nucleotides long. RefSeq lists its product as hypothetical. The coding region runs from base 1 to 579 and encodes 192 amino acids. Gene Ontology annotation, cellular component: fungal-type vacuole membrane. Gene Ontology annotation, molecular function: basic amino acid transmembrane transporter activity. The transcript is spliced from 2 exons. The record is from RefSeq and is a predicted model, not a curated record. Gene Ontology annotation, biological process: transmembrane transport; basic amino acid transport.